AUGGCAGCCUCAUAUCCCAAGAAGAAGUGCGGUAUUCUGGGUGCCACCGGAUCUGUGGGCCAGCGCUUCAUCCUUCUGCUGGCUGAUCACCCCUUCCUGGAGCUUCAUGCCGUGGGUGCCUCCGAGCGCUCCGCCAACAAGAAGUACAAGGAUGCCGUUCGAUGGAAGCAGUCUGCUCCCAUGUCCGAGACGUUGAGCAACCUCGUCCUUCGUGAGUGCAAGGCAGAGUUGUUCACGGAUUGUGAUCUGGUCUUCUCUGGUUUGAACAGUGACAUCGCCGGCGAGACUGAGAUGGCUUUCAUCAAGGCGGAGAUUCCGGUCUUCUCUAACGCGAAGAACUACCGCAAGGACCCCAUCGUGCCUUUGGUGGUUCCCACUGUCAACCCCUCUCACAUGGAUCUGAUUCCUCACCAGCGCAAGCACUUCGGUCUGAAGAAGGGCUUCCUGGUCUGCAACUCUAACUGUGCCGUCAUUGGAAUUGUCAUCCCCUUCGCUGCCAUUCAAGCCAAGUUCGGUCCUGUUGAGGAGGUCGAGGUGUUCACUGAGCAGGCCAUCUCCGGCGCUGGCUACCCCGGUGUCCCCAGCUUGGACAUCGUCGACAACGUCAUUCCAUUCAUCAGCGGCGAGGAGGAUAAGCUGGAGAACGAGGCUCAGAAGAUCCUCGGAUCGCUGAACGGCGAUGCCACCGCGUUCAACGAGCAGGCUGGCCUGCGUAUCGGUGCUACUUGUACCCGCGUUGGCGUGACUGAUGGUCACAUGGCUUUCGUUUCGCUCCGCUUCAAGAACCGCCCUGCUCCCAAGGCUGAGGAGGUCGUGCAGGCGAUGCGUGAGUAUCAGUCUGAGGCCCAAAAGCUCGGCGCUCCCUCUGCGCCGGAGUUGGCCAUCAAGGUGUUCGACGAGCCCGAUCGCCCUCAACCUCGCCUUGACCGUGACAUUUCCAAGGGUUACACUGUGAGUGUUGGUCGUGUUCGUGAUGGUGCUGAGGGUGGCUACUUCGAUAUCCGUUUCGCUGCGCUGUCGCAUAACACCGUCAUCGGCGCUGCUGGCUCGUCUAUCCUCAACGCUGAGGUGGCUGUCAUUAAGGGUUACAUCUAA
Messenger RNA from Penicillium cataractarum, 1095 nucleotides. RefSeq names its product aspartate-semialdehyde dehydrogenase family protein. Bases 1 to 1095 code for a protein of 364 amino acids. The record is from RefSeq and is a predicted model, not a curated record. The transcript has 3 exons. Gene Ontology annotation, molecular function: protein dimerization activity; NADP binding; NAD binding. Gene Ontology annotation, biological process: L-threonine biosynthetic process. Lineage: Eukaryota; Fungi; Ascomycota; Eurotiomycetes; Eurotiales; Aspergillaceae.